This is a messenger RNA of Patella vulgata (common limpet), 3199 nucleotides long. RefSeq names its product transient receptor potential cation channel subfamily M member-like 2. Gene Ontology annotation, biological process: monoatomic cation transmembrane transport. Gene Ontology annotation, cellular component: membrane. Bases 23 to 2653 code for a protein of 876 amino acids. Lineage: Eukaryota; Metazoa; Mollusca; Gastropoda; Patellidae. Gene Ontology annotation, molecular function: monoatomic cation channel activity. The record is from RefSeq and is a predicted model, not a curated record. The transcript has 18 exons.
GUAUGCUGGAGAACAAAAGAAUAUGGAACACAAGGAUACGUUACGGUUAACGAUACUAUGGAAUACAGUUAUGGAAGCAGAAGAUAUAUUAGACAAACAUGUAAAACAAGUAAAGCCAUAUAUGAACAAACUAAUGUUCGAUGCAACCAGAGAAAGGCGUGUCGCAUUUAUUGAAUUAUUCACUAAUUAUGGCAUUGACUUUGACAAGUGCAUCACGGUUGGGAAACUGAAAAAGUUGUAUCACCAAGAAACAUCGGCGAUGAAAAUAUUGGAGAAUAAGAAAUUUGUCAGGAAACUGCGUAAGCUUGGGUAUACUCUUCCUGACAUUAUUGAGGAGAAGAAGAGUAAGGAAAACUGUAGAUGUAUAGAUUUGUUUGUAUGGAGUCUCGUCAUAAGAAAUAAAGACUUGGCUAAAUUAUUUUGGUUAGAAUUAGAGGAACCAUUAGCAGCUGCCAUUUUCGUGAAUGGGUUUUGUGAGUUAGUGACUGAUGUUUUGGGUGACAAUGAAAAGGAAAACUUAGCAGAGUUCAACAAGAUUAAUGACGAAUUUACAGGUUUGGCAGUAUACGUCAUUAAUUCAUUUUACGAGGAUAAGAAGUCUUAUCACAUCCUAACACGUCAGUUACCUAAUUGGGAAAAGAAAACUUGUUUGCACCUUUCCGCAAAGGUUAGAAAUAAAAGGUUCAUAUCCCAAACACCGUGCCAGGACAUACUUGAUACAAGAUGGGGGAAUGACGUAUCUGUAAUAACGUGUUUAAUAACGACUUUGCUACUAAUUAUCGUCAUGCCGAUUACAUUGCUAUGCCUUAUAUGUAUUGAGGACCUACGAGAAGAAAUGCUAUGUUAUUUUUCCAAACCUAAAGUAAAGUAUAUCUUAAAUGCAGGAUCCUACUUUGUGUUUUUGGGCGUGUUUAGUUAUUACAUGUUGGUUUCGUUUAAGCCGUCUUUCUCGAGUAAUGAAGGUGUGCUCUGUUUCUGGGUGUUCACUUUCCUCUGCGAAGAGAUUCGACAGUUUUCAGAGCGCCGUAACGACGACAGUAUUACAAAUAUAGGUUUCUGGAAUGUAUUAGAUUUUAUAGCAAUAAUCGCUUUUACUAUCGGGAUGAUUCUUCGUGCAAAUGAGGACAGUUUUGAGUUGUCCAGGGUUGUAAUGUGUUUCGUCCUGCUUGUUUAUUUUAUCCGUGUGCUGUAUAUAUUCCUGGGAUCUGUACAAUUAGGACCACAGUUGGUAAUGAUUGGCCGAAUGGUAACCCAGGACUUACUUCCCUUUGUGUUAAUAAUACUGAUAUUUGUUGUUGCAUAUGCCAUUUCAUCCGAGGCUCUUUUAUAUCCAAACUCUAAAUUAUCGUGGAAGCUACUUUACCACCUACUAAGGAAGGCCUACUGGCAAAUCUAUGGGGAAUUAUUUUUGGAGGAUAUUGAAGGAGAGAGUCAGUGUACCAAUGAUCCUAACCUGUAUGAUGACUACGACCAAUUAAGAUGUCCAACUGAAGUGGGGAAGUAUAUAGCACCAGUGUUACUCGCAAUUUACAUCUUCCUGAUCAAUGUUUUGCUGCUGAAUCUCCUCAUAGCCAUGUUCAGCUCAACCAUAACAGCCAUCAAGGACGAUUCAUAUCCACACUGGGGUUAUCAACGUUACGAACGUGUCACGGAAUACGAAACAAGACCAAUUCUUCCACCUCCUUUUAUAUUCUUCGAGCAUCUGUAUAGACUAAUUGUCUGCAUACAUCCAGUUGACUGUAAGAAUAAAGUAGACCAAGAACCAAAAAAGGACAAGCAUGGUGAAGCACUCACCGAUGAAGUAAACCAGUCGUACUCUCGUGCUGAAAAGAGCAAGGCUAAAAAGUGUGUAGAUCUACUGAAAAGAAAUCCACAUCUUGCUCAAAAUAAUUAUAAUCAUCUUCCAAAUACAAACAGUCACCAACCUACCAAAUGGUCAUCAACAACUAAUAAAGAAGAUAAAGGCACGACAAUGUCAAGUAAGAUGGCUGAAAAAAGUGAUGUUUAUUAUGCUGAGGAUGAUAAAGUCGAUGACGUGGACCACAGUGUAAAUUAUGAGGCUACAAAUGAUAUUAACGAAACUCGUAGAUCACCCAUUACUGUUAAUACGUAUCAGUCUAGAGCGACGUCGGGAAGAGUUGAUAUACAUCAACCCUUAUCCGAGAUUGUAAAAAGUAUUCAGCGCCUGGAACUAAAGAUUGAUUCUAAGUACACAUUGAACCGAAGGGACGAACUUAAACAGAUUUUAGACGAGAUUAAAAAGAUAGAUGCUGGACAGAAAAUGUCAGACAGACAACCGAAAAUAGUUAAACAAGAAACACAAGAGCAGGGUGAUGAUUAUGAUGAGGACUACCAAAAUGAUGAUAUCCCAACCCAUCCUCCAUACAGGGGACAAGCCAAGAAUAAACUUUUACACAGUUAUCUGUGUUUUUCAAAUUUGGUCGAAGCUCAGCGUUUACGACGUUUAGAAGUUCACAGAAAAUUGAGAGACCAGCCUAAAUCGAAAAAGAAAAAGACCAAGGAAAUACAAACAGAUGCCGAAUAUCAGCGAUUACGACGUCUAGACGUUUUUAGGAAAUUGAGAGAUCAUCCUAAAUCGAAAAAGAAAAACAAAACAAAAACAGAUGCCGAGGAUGUCGCAACCACAUUGUAAGCCUUUAACCCCAUUUUCUAGACCGGAAAACAUUAGUUUGUUUAUCGAGUAGGAUAGACUUAACAUUACAAAUAGUGGUCGAUGAAGGUUAGGGCCAACGUCAUCUUGGGGAAUAUGGGUCAAUAGGAGAUUACAUCAUUUAUCAGCACAUUGCAAAGUCUAAAUUAUCAGAUGUCGAAUUUCUUAUGAAGAAUCUUUCCCGUCUGUAAGUCUGUAAAUUGAAUUCUGUACUUGUAUUAAUUGUGCAAAGCAGUGGUUCUCAACCUUUUUUUGCCAACGGCACACCUUGGAACACAUGACAAAAUAGCGGCACACCUGGCUAAAUAUAUAUGAAAAAUAUAUGAAUUUUUCAAAAUAAAAACAUGGCAAGUCAUAGACGGCAUACAACCAUGACACAGACUACAAGCUAUUGAUUUUACGUCUGCUUUAGUUCAUUCAACGUGGUUGUUAAAGCUGAACUACAAAAAUAAUUAAAUUAAAAAAGGGUAACGCCCUAAACGACCGCCAUACUUGUUUUCAAUUUAUAGCAGAAACAUGGCGAUCGCU